Messenger RNA from Funneliformis geosporum, 133 nucleotides. NCBI's taxonomy places the organism in Eukaryota, Fungi, Glomeromycota, Glomeromycetes, Glomerales, Glomeraceae. The record is from the annotation of a GenBank genome assembly.
UAAAAUCUGGAUAAAAGACAAAGAAAUUCCUAUUAAUAGUUUAAUACUUCGAGAUUCAAAAAUAGUAAGAGAUUAUCAAAUAAGGUCGAAAGCCAUCCCCUAUUUAGUAAUUGAUGAAUCAUUAUUAGAAUGA